CAGACGCAUUGUUUGACAGUUACUACUUACUACUCCUAGCUACUCGCCGUCCAUCCUCCCAGUUCACUGUAUCGUCGUCGAUCCUGAUCCUGCUCAAGCGCCUUGCGAAUUCACGCUCUAGCCGCCAUCCCUGCAUCCCUUCUUGCCACUGCUACUCACCAAUUCCUUGUGAACUGAACAACCGAGUCGACUAAUUCCAGACACGCUGAUCAUGGCUUCCACCAACUACAAAGAGGCAUUCUCGCUCUUCGACAAGCGCGGCUCCGGCCGUGUCUCCCUAUCCUCGCUCGGCGAUCUCCUGCGCGCCUGCGGCCAGAAUCCGACGCUGGCCGAGAUUAGCGAUUUGGAAAAGAGCUUGGGAGGGGAUUUCGACUUUGACGCCUUCUCGAAAGUCCUCAACCGCCCUGGCGGCUUCCGCGACCCCGGCGAGCCCGAAGAAUACUGCCGCGGCUUCCAGGUGUUUGAUAAAGAUUUGACGGGGUAUAUCGGUGUCGGACAGCUUCGCUACAUCCUGACGAACCUCGGCGAGAAAAUGUCCGAUGAGGAGGUGGACGAGUUGCUCAAGUCGGUUGAUACCAGCUCUGGCGAGAUUAACUAUACUGAACUUGUCCGCACGAUCCUGGCAAACUGAUGAUACCCCGCGAGAGUGACGAGCGAACGAUUCUUAUUGAUCUUUCUUAUUGAUAUUGAUAUUUGGUUGGAGUUGGCUGUGCUGCAUGAUGUAUGAUAUAACAUAACAUUACAUAACAAUAACAAUCGCUGGAUUGACUUAGUCUAUCA
Molecule: messenger RNA, 780 nt
Organism: Talaromyces proteolyticus
Lineage: Eukaryota; Fungi; Ascomycota; Eurotiomycetes; Eurotiales; Trichocomaceae
Exons: 5
Coding region: 212-631 (139 amino acids)
Biological process (GO): mitotic actomyosin contractile ring assembly
Cellular component (GO): myosin II complex
Molecular function (GO): calcium ion binding
Source: RefSeq, a predicted model, not a curated record